Anoplopoma fimbria (sablefish) is the source of this 1704-nucleotide messenger RNA. RefSeq names its product FH1/FH2 domain-containing protein 1. Gene Ontology annotation, molecular function: actin filament binding. Bases 1 to 1704 code for a protein of 567 amino acids. The transcript is spliced from 8 exons. The record is from RefSeq and is a predicted model, not a curated record. Gene Ontology annotation, cellular component: cytoplasm; cytoskeleton. Gene Ontology annotation, biological process: actin filament network formation; cortical actin cytoskeleton organization. NCBI's taxonomy places the organism in Eukaryota, Metazoa, Chordata, Actinopteri, Perciformes, Anoplopomatidae.
AUGAAGGAGUCGGAACAAACAAAGGAUAGCUCUCCAUCUUGGGAUUUCGACCAGUCGUUCCUAAACUCAUCUGCUCGUCUCUGCCUCAACACUUUGGAUUUCUCCGACCUCUGGGACGAGGAGGACAGUACCGAGGACGAGGGAGUCGUCUCAACCGGCUCAUCAUCGGCGGCGGCGGCGGCGGGGGCGUGUCCCCGAGCCCCUCCAGCACCCCCUCCUCCACCUCCCCCUCCUCCGCCCGCCCCACCUUUGACCUCCGCCUCCCACGAGGGUGCCACCACCAAAUGCCGAACCUUGAGGCUCCACUGGAGGGAGCUGCAGAGUUUGGCCCCCCUGCCCAGAAUGACGCGCUUCGGGACUCGGACCAUUUGGGCCGGACUUGAGCCAGUCCAUUUGGAUACAAACCGGCUGGUGUACCUGUUUGAAUCCAAGGGCGGUAGCAGCAGUUUUCAUGCGGCUUCUGGGAGGCAGAAGCAGCCGUCGGUCUCGGUGUUGGGGAUGAAGAGGAGUAACAUCAUCACCAUCGCCCUGAGCAGCCUUCCCCCUCCCCGCCUCCUCCCCCCGGCCAUCUACAGCAUGGACAGCAGUGUGCUGGACAGAGAGGAGGUUCAGCGGCUGAAAGCGCUAAUCCCAACAGAAGAGGAACUGUGUCUGAUCAAAGAGGCCAAGGCCCAGAACCCCCAAUCCCAUCUGGCCACGGCCGAGCUCUGCCUGCUCACUUUGGGGGAAAUCCCACAUGUGAGCUCCAGGCUUCAGCUGUGGGCCUUCGCUCUGGACUACGACUCCUUAGAGAGGGAAAUCGCUGAGCCUCUCUUCCAUCUGAAGUUGGCCAUGGAGCAGCUCGCCACCAGUCAGACCUUUAAAUGCAUUCUCGCGACAGUGUUGGCGAUUGGGAACUUUCUCAAUGGAUGCAAAGCCCGUGGUUUUGAGCUGAGUUACCUGGGGAAGCUGUCCCAGGUGAGGGAUACCCACACCCGCCAGCCGCUGCUGCUCCACGUCUGCGUGCUGCUGCUUCAGCUCUACCCGCAGUCCACCGACCUCCACUCCGACAUCACCGCUGUCACUAAAGCUGGAAAGUUCGACUACUCCCUAGUCCAGUCCAACCUCACCCAGCUAGAGGCCCUGUGCAAAGCAUCAUGGGGGCAGCUUAAGAUUCUGGACAAGGCCGAGGAGAAGAGGAAAGGAGGGAAGGUGGAUAAGAGGAGAGGAGGAGGAAAUGAGGCCCCGACCACAGAGGGCUCGCUCCGUCACCAGCUGCCGCAGAUUUUAAAAGAGUGUGAGGAGAGGCUGAAGGUCCUCAGAGCCGUCCAUCGCCGGGUUAUCAACAGGUUCCACUCCUUCCUCUUAUUCCUAGGCUACUCUAAAGCCAUGGUGAGAGACACCAAAGCGGAGGACUUCUGCAGAACCAUCAGCAACUUCUCCCUGGAGUACAGGGCCACACGGCAGGCCGUCCUCCUGCAGAGGGAGAGGGAACGACAGAAAAGCGGAGCAGAAAGCCCGGGCCCGAACACGCCCGUAGGCAGGAGGAAACGCCAACAGACUCCGACACAGGCCUUUACCUCAGAUGCUGACGAGGAGCAGUGUAAGCUGGAGGAGGUGCUGAGAACAACCGAGUCCAACUCCAGACUGGACGUCACUCUGCCUCGAGCUCGCAGGAGGAUGGCGGACAUCCAAGGUCCAUUCUCACGGAAAAUGAAAUGGUGA